This is a messenger RNA of Coniosporium apollinis CBS 100218, 900 nucleotides long. RefSeq lists its product as uncharacterized. Gene Ontology annotation, molecular function: DNA-binding transcription activator activity, RNA polymerase II-specific; transcription cis-regulatory region binding. The coding region runs from base 1 to 900 and encodes 299 amino acids. The record is from RefSeq and is a predicted model, not a curated record. Lineage: Eukaryota; Fungi; Ascomycota; Dothideomycetes. Gene Ontology annotation, cellular component: RNA polymerase II transcription regulator complex. The transcript has a single exon.
AUGGAGAUAGAAAUGAGUACGUAUACACCAGGUUCCGCUUACCAGCCCCGUGUGCAGCGCGUUAACUAUUCUAUAAUAGGCCUUAGAGAACACCUUCUCGCCGCCGGCGCCGGCCAACAACCUGGCCAACCUGUUCCAACAACCAUACCACCACAAGCUCACAUUCCGCUCGACCCGCAAGGCCCGCUCGACCCCGCGAUCCAGAUGCACUACGCGACUCAACAUCCACAUUCCCCUCUUGACCACACCUCUCUGUCCCCUCCCGCGGACUUCUCACCAGAUGGUCAUGGCAGUCAGAAAGGCCGCCGUGAACUUAGCAGCUCGAAGCGCGCUGCUCAGAACCGCGCCGCUCAGCGCGCCUUCCGCCAACGCAAGGAGGAGUAUAUCCAGAAGCUGAAGGACCAGGUCAAGGACUACGACGCCAUUGCUGCAGAUUACAAGACCCUGAGGGAGGAAAACUACGCGCUGAGGGAUUAUGUGAUCAGUCUGCAGGGAAGGCUGCUUGAGCUUCAGGGAGAGGUUCCUCCGGCGCCGGGGGGCAUAGAUCUGAGCAGGCCGCCACCACUACCGACACACGGGCUCCCGCUUGUGCAUCCGGGUCUUGAUGCGCCAGCGGAGCAGCUCAGGCAGGAGGCCGAGCGAAGAGGACCGGAAGGUGGAGCGGCUGGAACUGCGAUGAGCAACCAUGCUGCAGCGCAACUACAGCAAGCGGCUGCGCUCGCGGCUGCACGGAGCGCGCAGCAGUUGAGCAAUGCACACAAACAUCCACACGAAGAUGGACCGUACACGCAGGCGGGGUAUUCGGAGGCGAAGAAGCAGAAGACGGGGGAUGAAGAUCAGCCGUCCGGAGGUAUACCUUCUUACAGCGCCAUAUUCCCUGCGCCUCCGGAAACUCGUUAA